Megalopta genalis is the source of this 5894-nucleotide messenger RNA. RefSeq lists its product as uncharacterized. Gene Ontology annotation, biological process: regulation of transcription by RNA polymerase II. NCBI's taxonomy places the organism in Eukaryota, Metazoa, Arthropoda, Insecta, Hymenoptera, Halictidae. The record is from RefSeq and is a predicted model, not a curated record. Gene Ontology annotation, molecular function: DNA-binding transcription factor activity, RNA polymerase II-specific; RNA polymerase II transcription regulatory region sequence-specific DNA binding. Gene Ontology annotation, cellular component: nucleus.
AAUUUGUAACGUUUAUCUGAUGUAACUGCGUUGGAUUGGAGAAUGUACUAUUCAAGAUUCAAAUUUAGAUACGAUAUUCAAAUCUUUUGUCUGGAGUCUGUGCAAGUGUGACUCUGAGGGUCGCGUCGGUGUCGAUUCGUGGGGACGCUGCGAUGUGACGUGUCGUAUGACUAGGUGCUAAUAUAACCUGCUUGAACGUGUACGCGUAUAUAAAGUGAUAUGCCGGACGCGAACUCGCCAUUUUAACUCCAGAUAUGCCGAAGUGAUUCUGUAGUCAGCCGACAUCCCAUUUUCUAUUAAAGAAAAUGGCUCGAGUUUAUGUAUACGAACGCCCAGUCGAAUCUAUCCUGACGAAUGUGUCCUUCUAUGAGAAGCUGAAUCAUGUUACAGCUGAGCUGCAGAUUAAACAAGAGCCACGUGACACGGAUGACAAUUGUCAGGACGGUACUUUUCCACUGGCAAAUACCAAUGCAAAAACUGCCAUAACAGGUGAAACAAUUGUUCAGAGGACGCAACUACUGGGCAAUGUAAAUAACAAAGAGAAUAAGCUUGUAUUAUCUAAAGACCGUGCUGAUACAAAUAUAUCAGACGCGGACGUUAUGAAUACGCUAAAGCGUAAAGGUUCUCCGUUCGAGGAUUUGGAAGUGCCGAAGAAGAAGUGCGUUAGAUUUAAGUCUCCGGAACCGAUCAAAGGACGAUUGGAAUGUGCCGUGUGUUUUUUAAACUUUAAGUCGCUCAGAACAUUAAAGAAUCAUUCGGACUAUCACACCGAGGCGGUCGAGCCUACUUGUAAUAAAUGUCUUUCGCAAUGUAAAUCACCUCGUUUCUUGAAGGAUCGCAUUUGGAUGAGUAGAUGCAAAAGGUAUUGUCGCUCCGGAAACGUGGCAUUUUGCUGCCGUUUCUGUAAUGUGAGAUACUCGAAGAAAUCGUAUUUACAGUGUCACGUGUUCCAUAAACACAAUGAAUUAUUACCUUGUUCCGCAAAGGAAUCUAAUGAUCGUAGUAAAACUGGUGAACGUAGCAAAAUUAAAGAAAUUAAAAGGGCUGAUAAAAUGAGGGAAAAUGGUGAAAUUAGUGAAAAUGCGAGAAGCAGAGAAACCAGCAAAACCAGUGGAACUAGUAAAACCAGAGAAACUAGUAAAGCAAGAGAAACUAGUAAAAUCGGAGAAACCAGUAAAACCGGAGAAACCAGUAAAACCAGUGAAACUGAUAAAGCCAGUGAAUUCCCAUUCACAGAGGGCACUGAUAGUCACGCAAGAAGUCCUGUACAACAGAAAGAAAAUAAUGAAGCCUGUCCUCCCACCAAAAGAAUGAGACAAACGACUAUGACCGAGUUUCUUAUAGGGAUCACUAAGAUAACAGAAGAUAUUUUUCCGCAGAAAGUUGAUGCUGCGAAAGAAACUCCGCAAAAGGCGAUACCUAAACAAAAUGGAUCCCUGACACAGAAUAUUGAUUUUCAUGUGGAAACACCGAAAAGUAGCGUACCUAGACAAUUGAAAAGCAUACCUAAGUCACCUGAUCUUCAAGAGUACGCCCGAAAGAAAAUGGCAAUUAGUCGAAGUGGGACGUCGAUUAACGACGAAAGAUCUACGCCAAAUGGCAACACUGCAGGGAAAAGCAAACCAUUUGUGAAAAUACACAUAGAUUCCGACAUGAUGCAGCACAUUUUCAAUACGAAAGUAAAGGUCGAAGUAGAAGAUGAAUUCAGCGAUUUCGCGUUACAAAAUUACAAUCUGCGACGCGCGACAAGAAGCAACAUCGAGCAACCGUCGAAUAAUUUAAAUACGACGUCCGCGAGAAGACCUCGUAACAGAAUUAGAUUUAAAAGACGGCCGGCUAGGAAGAUUAGAAAAAAGCCUCAGCAUAAAUUGACGGACGAGGAACUGAGGGCCAAAUUCAAAUGCAAAGACUGCAAACUUAACUUAGUUAGAUGCGACAUGGCCGCUAAGGCAGGAACUGCUGACGUCACUCGGUUCUCGGUGGGAGAGGACGAAGAUAUCGCAGAAAUGUGGAGAAAGAAUAUGAUGUUAAAGAGAUUAAACAUUCCGCUAGCCAAACCGAACGAGCCCAUAACAGUGGAAGUUAACGAAUCGGUCCAGACAUCAGAAAUGUCCAAUGCACCCUGCGAUGAGACAGCGAAAGCCAACUCGCGUACGCUGUUUCGGUGUAAAGUUUGCAAGAAAUGUUUCUCCUCGAAGAAAUAUUUACGCGAACAUUUGGAGCUACAACACGUGUUCUACAUAUCGAGCAUAUGCGGCGUUAUGUACAAAACGAAAAUUGAAUUGCAGAAACACUACAUGAAGAGGCACGCCGGUUUCAAGCGCGCCCAGUGCUGCGUGUGUUUCGAGAAGUUCUCAUCACCGACGAUAUUGAAGCAGCACCUCUUGCUGCACUGCAUCCAAGUAUUCCUACCGAAGCGCGACGGGCAACGCAACAAGAAAUUGGCCAAGUGUAGGACCUCCGAUAAGGAGUACUCGUGCAAGGCUUGCGGCAAGCGAUUUUGGUUGAAGUCCCGUUUGCGGGAGCACCGAACACAGUGUAAUAAAAUGAGGACGAGAAACAAGCAGUCGCAAAAAGUGCGUAAUCCCGAGAGAACUCCGACAGCGGAACGAGCAUUGGACAACGCUCCACGGCCUAAGUUAGCCGCGAUCAACGAUCGUCCUUAUAAGACAAAAUCGGCGACAGUGAUGCGACCGAUGAGGUUGCUGAGGGGCGUCGCUUUAGCGAGGGGAUACAACACAAACCAUUCCGACGCGGACGAGAAGAAAUUCUCCUGCACCAUUUGCAACACGCACUUCAAAACGUUUCAAAAAUUAUGCAUGCACGAACGGACCUACUCCAAAGUCGCCACGUACGUCUGCAAGAACUGCAACACCGCGUUCACCAGCGAGAGAUUACUCCGGAAUCACCGUCGAGACACUCACGCGGUCGACAUUCUUCGAGAGUUCAAGUACUUCUGCACGUUCUGCACCCAGGGCUUCUCGAAGAAGAUCAGCGUUCUUAUUCACACGGGACACUUCCAUGCUGGUCAGACAUCCAUCAUUCCCAGCUCGUAUUUGGACACCAACCAAGACUGGGAGGUGAGCAAAGUGUGCAGCGUGUGCAAUCUGGUGUUCGAGUCCAGCGAACGGUUCACCCAGCACAAUAUGUUCUACUACAAGGGUCAAAUAUUCACCUGCACGUUCUGCGGCAGUAUCUUCCACGGGAUGUACACGCUGCACAAUCACAUUAAAUUCGAGCACAACACGGAAGAUAUGAAGAGACAGUACAAGUUCACGUGCGACGUCUGCGACGAGGGCUUCACCCUGGAGUCACAGUACCAUGCUCAUAAAUCCCACGUGCAUUCGGUGUCGCGUGUUGGAUCUCCGCAGGAGCUGCGGGAUCAUACCUACGUGAUAGCGGCCGUGAACGCGGUAUCGACGAACGGACCGAUUCCGAAAUACAACUGCGACAUUUGCCACGCGAGUUUCGCGGUCGAAGAAGAGCUGCGUCGACACAAGCUGGAGUACACCAAUGACGGCGAUUACCUAUGCAGUUACUGUGCCAGAAGAUGCCUUACAAACGACAUUCUCAGCAAGCACGAGAGCUCGUCCCACGCCCGCUCCAACUUCGCCAAUUGUUACAACUGUCGCUACUGCGAGGAAGCGUUCCGCGACAGUACAGAACUGAAGUCUCACGAAGCACACUUUCACCCGAGGAUCAGCGAUCCUCAUCGUGACAGCACGAACCAAACGAUCGCGAACGAAACUGCUGAAGCAGCCGAAGGCGCCACAGACGCUUUCUCCUGCACCAUUUGUGGCGCAAAGUUCGAGAGCUAUGAAAAAUUGAAUUAUCAUUCCCUGGAAUACUCGAGCGAACCUAAAUUCUUGUACAAUUGCCUAAUUUGCAAACGUCGUUUCCCGGAGCUGUAUCGCCUGGAGGUCCACAAAUUAAAACACUCGAAUUUGAACUUCAUUCUGUCCGAAUAUCACUGCCCCGUAUGUCGUGAAGGAUUCGAAAAUGAGACGAAUGUCUGGAUGCAUGUGAUGCACUUCCACUCGAACACGGAGAUCGAGAAACCGGUGAACAAUGAUGUUCAGAACGCGCAACACGUCGAACAAAAUGCCGUCGAGUCUAAGUCGGUUUCGAACGCUCGAUCAAGGAAGAAGUUCACGAUGUGUGUCGACUGUAUGGUGACGUUUAAUUCCGAGAGGGCGCUGUUCUAUCACAAAGCGCACUACACGGACGCGGGGGACCAUGUCUGCGAGCAGUGCGGUAGGAAAUUCCUGUUCCUGAAGCUGCUGAAGCAACACUUGAAGAGACAUGCUGCUGGCAUCGGGCGUCUGAAGUACACGUGUCCCGGGUGCGACGACAGAUUCGGCAACGCGGUGGCCAGAUACCAGCAUAUCAUUCAUUUGCACGGAAGAAACAUGUGGAAGAACGAGGUUCUUCAUCCUAUGCUGGUUCAGAACGAUCCCGAAGGCGCUGUCGAGAUACUAUGCGACGAGAAACGCGACACACCGUCGCCUGGAGCACGCACUCCAGCAGACAAGUCGAUUCCCCCUGCGAAUAGCGAGCCUGUCGAUGCAACCAGUUCCCUGAACGAAUGUAGCGACAGUCAGGAAAAGUCCUCGUCAACAAGCAAUUGGCUGGCGGAUGCGAGCGAGCAGGAGGUACAGAUCGAAGAUGCGAGCGUGCAGGAGGUACAGAUCGAAGAUGCAAGCGUGCAGGCUUUGUAUGAGACCUGUCCGGUCUGUAACCUGAGGUGUUCGUCGUUGGAGAUGUUCGUGACGCAUUUGAAAUAUAAGCACGGUCAGGGAAUUAAGAAGCCGGUCGCCAACUCGCCCCUGCCUUCACCAGAGCACGUCGGCUGUUCGACCGAUAGCAUCACCUCCGCCAAGGAAGAUGACACACAUCUGAACGAAUCGCGUACAUGCAACGAGGAAGCUGCUGCUCAACCCUCGGAGGAAGAUGCCGAUGUGGUGGAAGUCAUUUGGGAAAAAAAGGCGAAUGCUGUUAAACAGAUCGAAGAACCAGACGACGAUGAGGUUCAUAUUUUGUGCUGUAGCGAGCGCGCAUCGAUCGUUAACUAUGACAAAACGGUAUCGAUGCCUGAACAAAAUCGGGCUAAUUGUGAUAACAAGCUGAGGAUCUCGCCAGCUGAAGAUUUCACCAAGAUAAUGUAGACCUGGCUGUUCGAAGUGAAAAGUUUUACUUUAAAAAAAAAUUGAAAAUAAAAGAAUUAACUUGCGUUAACUCGAUUAGUUCAUUAUCGAGCGUUCACGCUUCUUUACUGCGUGUUUUGGCAAGUGUGGUUUAGAUGAUACCCCAAGCAUUGUAUGGCUGUAUCAAGUCUAAAAUCAUCUUUCUACACAAGCGAAUCUAAUUUAUACAUAAAUGUAUAUGGCAUUGUUAGGUCGAACAUAAUAUUUGGGCAAUUAUGAUAUUUGCACAUUUCGGAAAUUCUUCAUUGCUGUUUAUAGUUUGUAAUCUAGGGUCACGUUUUAGACAGAACAGUGUGAAUGUGUCUUUCCUCUCUUCUUUCAUUUCUAUCUGGUUGCAUGCAUGUAUUAUAUCUUGUGCAAUGUGUUAUCGAAUCAGUGUAAGCAACUUGUUUGUCAAGUUGUACCUUCGUCCCAUCGAUUUACUAUUUAAGGUGUGUGUAAAUUUGAUGCAUCAAAGUCUAGAUCAUGGUGUGUUAACCCGAAUUCGAAUUGUAAGUAAACUAUCUCCAUUAUAAAAUUUCUUCGAUAUGAUUCAAUUAAUCACAAUUUUAUGACAUGUAUUAUGCGAUCGAAACUAAUUAUAAUAUUGUAAAGAGUGCUGAAGAAUCUUCGAUGAAUGCUCUUCCUCCUGGUAUAACGGAGAUAUAACCAUUGUCAUUAUAAAUAAAUUAUCACUUAUUUUUUAUCAAA